Messenger RNA from Parnassius apollo (apollo), 228 nucleotides. NCBI's taxonomy places the organism in Eukaryota, Metazoa, Arthropoda, Insecta, Lepidoptera, Papilionidae. The record is from the annotation of a GenBank genome assembly.
AUGAAUAUUCUUGGAAUGAUUUUCUCAAUGUGUGGUCUAAUGAUGAGGCUUAAAUGGUGUGCUUGGAUGGCUGUGUUCUGUUCAAGUAUCAGUUUUGCUAACUCAAGAGUUUCUGAUGACACAAAACAGAUUGUAAGUUCAUUUAUGCUUUCCAUAUCAGCUGUUGUCAUGUCAUACUUACAAAAUCCUGCACCAAUGUCUUCUCCAUGGGCUGCUCUAACAACUUAG